UUAUUCGCUGUUGACAUGGAGAGAGGGUGGGGACACUUGCUCGGACCUCUCUCUCGCCCAGUGCUUUCGCGAAGAGUUGCGCUCAAUACACCUAACUAUACUUCCUAACUGGUCGCUAAUUAGAGCUUGAAUCGCACGGAAAGGUCAAGUCUGGGGCUUGUCGCCGCGGCGACCUCGUCGCUUGGUCGACAAAAAUGCAGCCAGGAGACGAUGACGCUGCCCUUGAGAGCUACUUGGACGCUUUCAUGGGAGGCUCUGGCUUUGGCGGAGGAGGACCGGUGUUGACCUCGUCGUCGUUUGGGCAGCAGUCUGUCGCAGCGCCGAAUGGAGGCUUCGGCAUGAUGCAGCAUCAGCAUCAGCAGCAGCAGCAGCCACAGCUUGCUGGGCAGAUGAUGGGCGCGGCGUCAGGACCGGGCAUGCAACCAGUCAUGCAGCCCGGCAUGCUCGGCCGGCCAGCCUCGACCGGCGUGAUGAUGGGGCAAGUGUCCGGUCAGGGCGCCAUGGGUGGUUUUGGGAUGUCCGCCGGCGGCGACGUGGACACGAGCAAUAUGACGCUGCCGCAGCUCCAGCAGCUUCUGCGGCAGCGCCAGGCGCAACAGCAGCAGCAACAACAGCAAAUGGGCUUCGGGGCGGGGGCCAUGGGGGGUUACGGCGGCAUGGGCGGGGUGGGGGGCGUGCUGCGUCCCACCAGCCUGCAAGACCACCUCACGGGCGGGCUCGGGGCAGGCGGCAUGGCACCUGACCCCUCGCAGUGGCGCCCUGCCCUGGGCGUGGUGCCCUCCGCGACCGGCAUGCAGGGCUUUGCCACGCCAGGGUCUGGCCAAUUUGGAGAGGGCAUGGGCUGCUAUGGUGACAGCGGAGCUCAGAGCAUGUUCAACACGGGCCUCGCGGCGCAACAACAGGCAGCAGCCGCACAGCAGCAGCAGCAACAGCAACAACAACAGCAGCAGCUGCAACAACAACAGCAGCAACACGCGGCGGCGCUGCAAGCCCAGGCACAGGCGCAGGCACAAGCGCAGGCGCAAGCUCAGGCGCAAGCUCAGGCGCAGGCGCAGGCGCAAGCUCAGGCGCAGGCGCAGGCGGUCGCCCAGCAACAGCAGCAGCAACAGCAGCAGCAGGUGCAGAUCCAGGCGCAUGCCCAGCACGUGCCCAUACCCGUGGGCGGCAUCAUGCGGCCGGCCAGCGACUCGCUGCUGGUCAACCAGCGCGCCUCCAUGGGCCACAUGGGCCUGGGGCUGAGCGGCCUGGGGCAGAACCUCGCAAGCCAUCACCACCACCACCAGCAGCAGCAGCAACAGCAGCAGCAGGCAAUCUCGGGCAGCCACCAGCAGCAGCCGCAGCCGCAGGCGAGCGGCCCGUCCGUCACCAUCCGCCCCAACUCGCUGUCAGCGCAGACCGGCGCGGGGGGAGGCGGCGGCGGCGGCGGCGGCACGGCGGGCAGUGGCGGCAACGCCUCCGCAAUGACCGGCACUGCGGCGGGCCCUGGCGGCGGGGGGCACGGGUCCAAGAAGACCACGUGGGACGCGGCGGCGGUGGCGGAGGGCAGCGACGACAGCAGCGCCGGCGAGGACUCGACUCAGCGGCGGCGCGUCAAGGGGCGCUCGGCCGCCGCGCCCUCGCUGCAGCAGGAGAAGAACCGCAGCGCGCAGCGGCGUUUCCGGCAGCGGCAGAAGGAGAAGAUGGCGUACCUGGAGACCCGCACCGAGGCGCUGGCGGUGCAGGUUGAGAAGCUGGCGGGCGAGAACGAGUCGCUGCGCUCCAUGAACGGCAUGUUGGAGAAGGUGCUCAACCUGAGGGAGGAGCACAUCAGCAACCUGCAGGAGGCUGCCAAGGUGUUCAGCGGCCUGAACCUGGGCAGUGGCGAGGGCGGCGGCGGCGGCGGCGGCGGUGCCCCCGACCCCUCAGACCCAGCAUACAAGGCGGUGCAGGACGCGGUGACGGCGGCGGCGCACGCCACAGCCGCCAGCCCGGCCGGCGGCGGCGUGGGCGGCGUCAAUUCGUUCAGCGCCGGCGGCGGCCUGCUGUCGCUCAAAUCGGAGGAGGGGUCGGGCGGCGGCGGCGGCGGCGGCGGCGGCGGCGGCGGCGUGGGGGCGAUGAUGGACGCGAGCGGUGCAGGCGGCGGCGGCGGCGGCGGGAGCAGCGGCGGCAUGAUGCUGCCUGGCGGCGGCCACGCGCUGCCGGGUCCGGGCCUGGGCAUGGAGGCGGCGGGGCCGGGCACGCGCUUCACGGCGGAGGCCAUCCGGGCCAUGAGCGCCGAGGACGUGAUCGAGGCGUGGAAGGAGAACCUGAAGGAGCUGUCGCGCUACGUGGUCCUGGCGGAGAACAACCCGCCCGGCCAGGCGCUCCCCCCGGGUGUGCUGAGCCGCAUCACACAGCUCACAGCGGCCAUGAGCGAGCUGGUGCACAAGGUGGCCAUGAUCUCGCCGCUGGCCGCCAAACGCCUGCUGGCCACCAACAUGGAGCUGCACGCCAUGGUGCCUGUCCCUGAGCCCCACUGGGCGCGUGUGCUGCACCUGCUGGGGCUGGGCGAGCAGCAGCGGCGCGACCUGCUGGGAGCCCGCGAGCGCUUCCUAACAAAGUUCGAGGCGGUGGUGCAGGAGCGCGUGGGCCUGGUGAAUGGGCUGUCGCAACAAGCCAUCCCGCGCUCCAGGGUGUAUGCGGACAUCUGCGCCUCCUCGCUGGCGGCACACGAGGCGGCGGACCGCCUGAGGGCCAACCUGCAGCGCGAGCACAACAUCAACAUGGAGUUUGUGGUGUUUGUGUUCAAGGGGGUGCUGGACCUGCUGCAGGUGGCAACGGCCGCCGUACACUCCUAUCCGUACUACCCCGACGUCCUGGCCAUGGCCAAUGUACUGCACGCCCAGCAGGGCGGCGGUACGGCAGGCACUGCGGCGGGCGGUGCGGCGAGUACGGCAGGCGGCAGCCAGGUCAACACCGGUGUGAUGCAGUCGCCGCCACUGCUCGGCUCCACGCACUCCCCCUCCACCACGCCCCAGCAGCAGCAGCAGCAGGCGCUGGCGGCGCAGCUGGCGGCGCAGUCGCUGCAGACCAGCCUCAGCGGCGGCGGCAUGGGCAGCGGCGGCGCCGCGGGCGGAAGCGGGCUGCAGGGGGCGGCAGCAGGCAUGUACGGCGGUAUGCAGCACCAGCAGCAGCAGCUCACCAGCCAAGCAGGCGUGUCUGGUAGCAUGGGCAUGUCUGGUAUGGGCAUUGGGAUGUCUGGUAUGAUGGCCAUGGGCGGCAGCGGCCUCAUGCAGCAGCACCAGCAGCAGCAGCAGGGGCAUCCGAACCAGGGGCAGCAGGGGCAGGGGCAGCAGGGGCUGUCCGGCAUGAUGGACCAGGACACAGCCGGCACGUAGGCGGCGGGAGGGCGGCGGCUGUGCGGCUGUGCGGUGGGAGGCGGGAGGUGGGAGCGGCUCCGUGAGCGGCCUCGUGAGCGGCCCCGUGAGCGGCCUCGUGAGGGGCCUCGUGAGGGGCUCCUAUGACGAGGGCCGCGCCGGGGCUUGGGACCGCCAGGGGCCGCCGCGUCCACGUCCACGUCCACGCCACAGAGGCAGGGCCGCGCACAGCAGAGGGCGAGGCGGACAGCACAGACCAGACCAGGGCGGGUCAGGUGCUGGGGCAAAGCGCGCCGCAGCACACCGCUGUAUGCUGCUGCCGCUGUCGAGGAGCAGCACGAGAGGGCGUGGAGUAGCUGUGGUGCUGCGUGCGUCUCUGCAGUUGCGUGCUCCUGUCACCAAAAGGAAUAAAUGCGGUCUGAUAUGUACGAGCAUAGCGUGUGUGUACGCAUUGGGCCGUCGCGAGGAGGGAGCAUGCGUGCACUAAGGGAGCGGCAAACAGCAGAGGCCGGAUGCCCUGUCCAGAUUAUUGCCGAAAUGCCGCGACAUGCUGUGCUGUGCUGUGGCGCGCCAAAGCUUCUACAACUAGGCCGGUGCGUGUAUGCUUUGGGAUCUGUCUGGCUCUGUGAGCCACUCACGCUCUCUGUGUCUCGUGAUUUGCUGUGAAAUGGCAUUCGGGCCGCUCGGCGAGCUGGCCCCGGUGCAUUGCCGGGCCGCCAGCCUGCCGGGUGGCGGCGGCUGCCUGCCUGCCCUGCUGCUAGCGCUUUCAGUCCGGUAGUCUGUUGGCGGCUUUAUGACAAGGGUUUGUUGACUACCAACCAAUCCAUUUGAUUACGCCGGCGGCAGCUGCCAGCCACUUUUCGUGGUGGGGUCGCGCGGGCAGCAGGACAACGACCCAGGGAGGAGAGGAGGGUGUGUGUGUGGGGGGGGGACUGCAAGUCUGCAACACAGGCGGAUGUCACUGCUGCUUCUGUCGAGUAAGGCAUUCGAGUGAGGCCUUGAGUUACACGUUAGAAAGCGGUCGGCGCUGGAAUGAAAGGCAUUGCUGAGCAGCAUUAGACGUGGGAAUUCGGAUUGACCGUGUUGUCAUGUGUUUCAGUGUAUCGCCUAAAAGCAAUCAACGGGACUCAAGGCGCAGGGCAAGGGAAUAAAGGAGAGGGGCAAGGGAGUAAAGGGAGGG
Molecule: messenger RNA, 4515 nt
Organism: Chlamydomonas reinhardtii
Lineage: Eukaryota; Viridiplantae; Chlorophyta; Chlorophyceae; Chlamydomonadales; Chlamydomonadaceae
Exons: 16
Coding region: 195-3356 (1053 amino acids)
Biological process (GO): regulation of DNA-templated transcription
Molecular function (GO): DNA-binding transcription factor activity
Source: RefSeq, a predicted model, not a curated record